AUGCUAGGCACGGCCGACGACGACUCCGCCGCUGCCGCUGCUCCUACCCGCGCCCCUACUACUAUGCCUACCGCCGCCGCUACUGCCUCCGCUACGCUAGCUACCCUCACGUCGCCCUUUAGGGUAAUAACGCUAUCCCCGCCGCUACUUAUAACGCCCGGCCCCUCGGCCCCCGCCUCCGUCUCCGCUACCCCCGCCGGUCUAUCCCUCCUCGCCGGACCGAGGUAA
Molecule: messenger RNA, 228 nt
Organism: Hirsutella rhossiliensis
Lineage: Eukaryota; Fungi; Ascomycota; Sordariomycetes; Hypocreales; Ophiocordycipitaceae
Exons: 2
Coding region: 1-228 (75 amino acids)
Source: RefSeq, a predicted model, not a curated record